Molecule: messenger RNA, 1985 nt
Organism: Dichomitus squalens LYAD-421 SS1
Lineage: Eukaryota; Fungi; Basidiomycota; Agaricomycetes; Polyporales; Polyporaceae
Product: catalase-domain-containing protein
Exons: 17
Coding region: 27-1739 (570 amino acids)
Biological process (GO): hydrogen peroxide catabolic process; response to hydrogen peroxide
Cellular component (GO): mitochondrion; peroxisome; cytoplasm
Molecular function (GO): catalase activity; heme binding
Source: RefSeq, a predicted model, not a curated record
CUGGCCAGUGCCGCGCACGGACCGUCAUGCUAUCUCCCGCAUUCCGCAUCAUCCUAGCUACUGUGUCGGUGACCACCGCCGUGAACGGCUGGUACCCGGGACAAGAUGCCCCCGGUCUUGCUCGUGACACUGCUCCGCCGAGCCAGGCCGAAUCGUUCAACUUCGAUGUGAACACCGGCUUCAACGUCCAGGAGAAGACCUCCGGCGAAGAUGCCACCGAAGUCGAUUACACUUUGGACAACGGUUCACCUUACCCCCAUCCAUACCAGUAUGUGCGGAUUGGAUCCGACGGUCCGCUUUUGCUGCAGGACACCCAUCUGCUCGAGCUCUUUGGGUCGUUCGAUCGUGAGCGCAUCCCUGAGCGCGUCGUUCAUGCUCGUGGUGCCGGUGCCCACGGCUAUUUUGAAGCCACGAAUGCCGAGUUUGCCAAGAACUACACUAUGAUGGACCUACUCAGUGAAGAUGGUCUUAGGACGCCAAUCACAAUCCGAUUCAGUACUGUGGGCGGUGAGUCAGGUUCUGCGGACGAAGCCCGCGACCCCCGCGGCUUCGCUAUCAAGUUUAGGACCAGGAAGGGUAUUCUCGACCUUGUGAUGAACAAUACGCCCGUCUUCUUCAUUCGGGAUCCGGCUAAGUUCCCGCACUUCAUCCACACUCAGAAGCGCCACCCGGCGAGCCAUUUGCGUGACAAGGACAUGUUUUGGGACUACCUUGGCUCCAAUCCCGAGUCGCUUUACCAGGUCAUGCGUCUCUUCUCUGACCUCGGAACGCCUUAUGGCUUCCGUCAUAUGCAUGCUUGGACUGGCCAUACCUAUCGAUGGGUGAAGCAGGACGGUUCAUGGGUAUAUGUCAAGUUGUACGCCGAAUCUAUGCAAGGCGUGAGGAACUUUACGAACGCGGAUGCGACUGCAAUUGCGGGCUUGAACCCCGAUUUCGCGACCCAGGACCUUUACGAGUCCAUCCAGAACGGCACAUACCCUGGUUGGACCAUGUACGCCCAGGUGCUCACUCCUCAGGAGGCCGAGACCUUCAAGUACAACGUUCUCGAUCUCACCAAGGACUGGGGCUUUGAUGAUGUCCCCAAGACUGAGAUCGGAAAGUUCUACCUCACGCAGAACCCUGACAAUUACUUCGCGGAGAUUGAGCAGGCCGCCUUCACGCCUUCUCACGCAGUGGAUGGCUGGGCACCCUCCGCCGACCCCGUCCUCCAGGCGCGGCUCUUCUCUUACCCUGAUACCCACCGUUACCGCCUGGGUGUCAACCACAUGCAAAUCCCGGUCAACGCUCCCAUUAAUCCCGUCGCCAACUUUGAGCGCGAUGGUGCCAUGAAUGUCAAUGGCAACCAGGGUUCGCGCCCCAAUUACCUUUCGACCCUGCAAAAAAUUAAUCUGCCUCCUCGGCCCUACGUUGAUGAGACGCACCAGCAAUGGACCGGUGGAGCAGUUGCAAGCCUUUCUGCGGUGACCGAAAUUGACUUCGAUUGGCCGCGCCGCUUCUGGAACAGCCUCUCUGCCCAAGAUCAGCAGAAUCUCAUAGACAACGUCGUAGGGCAUCUUGGUGCCGCUCCCACCGAGAGCGUCCGUCAACGCAUGGCCUCGCUCUUCUACCAUGCCAACGAGACCCUCGGCAAAGCCAUUGCGGACGGCGUUGGGGUCACGGUCACCCCGCUCACUUUCCCCGACGGCCCAACGUGGUUCAACGUUACCAAGGACACGCGGAACUCUACGCUCGAUUACUGAGUGUGCCAUCGGGAGUGGCUUUGUUUGAGUUUGGAGCCCGCAACUGUCGCUCUGGAAGCGAGAGCCUGGACCAAAGUCCUAGAAACGAUUACUUAUCAGAAGAUUUCUUGAUACGAUUUGGGAGCUGACGAAAUAUCCAUCUUCCCUUACUAUAAUUAGUUAUGAUCGUGCCCUCCUAACUGUAAUACGCUUCGCUGGUUUAACUUGUGUUAGUUCAUACAGCUGUUUUCCAUGACAGCAAGCCCC